AUGGUGGAGGUUGGAGUGGGAGCUUGGUGGUGGUUUUGCGAUGGUGGCCAAGGAUCAGUUGUAUUCGGCUUUGUGAUGGUGGCAGUUGGAGUGGGGACUUGCAAUUGGGAAAGGUGGUCGACAAUUUGGGCUGUAGCUAAGGUAGGUGAGGCAGAAUACUGGAGGAAGAUGGGUCGUCUAGCGAUUGGUUUGCAGUGCUGGUGGAGGGUGCAACUGCAGCAGUGGGUUGUGAUUGUGAUUGUGGUUGUUGGUGGUUCAAUUAGCAGAAUCAGCGGCAAAACUCUGAAGCAUCGCCAACGUCUUCGCCCAUGGAGGCACCGGCCUCCGCACGAUGCUCAGCUAGCCUCCGCUGUGAGGAAACCGUUCCUUCGCGUGCAGAGGCAGCAGGCACCACAUGUGGACGACCCAGAUCUCCUCGAACAGCCUCCGCACCGGAGGGAGGGACCCAGAUCUUUGCUUAUCUUCAAUCUGAAAAUUUUGUUUGAUCCCCUCAUAUUUUUCUGUCUCUUUCUAUCUUGUUGUACCAUGAGAUCAGAAGGAAAUCCAUUAGACCUCAACAACUUACCGGAAGAUUAUUUAAAAGAAGGCAGGCAGAUCCUUGAUGACAGCUCUUCAUCAUCUGGUAGAUCACUUAAUUUGUGUCGUGUCUCUCCAGCUAAAGCCUACAGGAAAAAGAGAAGCAGUACUACGGACGAAAAGGAUGAAUCUGGGAAGGUCUAUGAGUGUAGGUUUUGUUCAGUGAAGUUCUGCAAGUCUCAAGCUCUUGGGGGACACAUGAACCGCCACCGCCAAGGCAAGGAGACAGAAACACUGAACAAGGCUCGCCAUUUGGUCUUCACUAGUGAUUUAUCUCCAGGAGCUCAUCAUCCAGGGUAUAUUUCCAGUGGCCAACCAAUUCCACAUGGAAAUAUUAUGGGUGAUCCAACAAUGCCAUACACAUCAAUCUACCCAACAAGAGUGUUUUCUGGUUCUUCACCCCUUUUUCCACCACCUCCACAAGGAUUGCCGCCACUGCCACCACCUCCACCACCGGGACUGCCGCUGCCUCCACCCCAUCCUUACUUGUACACUUCUCCUGGACAAUUGGUGAAUGACUACUUUGUUGCUGGCCAUGUCGACCCCGAAAACUUGCUUUAUUCACACUCCAACUCUAGCCAUUCUUCAGCACUGCAAGAUACCAAUUUCACCUGCCUAGGUGCACCAGUUGGAUAUGGAUUACCAAAUGGCAAUGUAAUUGCAAGCUGUAGCAGAGGACAGGACGGAGUUGACGAUUUUAGAGACAUGUCACUGCACAAUGAGGAGGAAGGAUUGGGUUAA
Messenger RNA from Fraxinus pennsylvanica, 1317 nucleotides. NCBI's taxonomy places the organism in Eukaryota, Viridiplantae, Streptophyta, Magnoliopsida, Lamiales, Oleaceae. The record is from the annotation of a GenBank genome assembly.